UCAACGGCAGAUGGUGCUGACUUUGUCACUCGAAACGUCACGUUGAAAUUAUGUUGACAAAUGCAAAAUGCGAAAUGCUGCGAGGCUCCGGAUUGUCGUCCGCCGGCUUGAGCUUUAUGUAACUACGCAUGGUCGAGCAUGAUUGAUUAUCAGCGGUCAUGUGAAAUCUUGACGCGACCUCAUUCACGCUUCUGCGUCGCUGAACAAGCUCAGCUGUCGCGGUGUCUUGAUGAUUAUCGUGUGCUAUCGCGUUUGAUCGAUCUCCCGUUUAUUGAUUGUUGAUCGAUCAUAGACUUCUUACGAUGCUGGAAGGUGUGAAACACGUACUCUUAGUGCUCUCGGGAAAAGGCGGCGUUGGCAAAUCGACGAUCAGCACUCAACUAGCUCUUGCUUUGAAGGAAUCGGGCUUUCGUGUCGGAAUUUUAGAUGUUGACCUCUGUGGCCCCAGCGUACCUUACUUGCUAAACUUGGAAGGGGAAGAUGUUCACCAAUCCUCCGAGGGAUGGAUACCAGUGUUUGCCGAUCCAGAGCAGAAAUUGGCCGUCAUGUCGAUUGGUUUCCUCUUGAAGAAUCAAAACGAUAGUGUAGUCUGGCGUGGUCCCAAGAAGACCGGCAUGAUCAAGCAAUUUCUGACGGAUGUGGUUUGGCAGGACAUUGAUUAUCUGAUCAUCGACACACCACCUGGUACCUCCGAUGAGCACAUCACAGUUAUGGAAAACCUAAGAAACGUGAAUUGCGACGGUGCAAUUAUAGUAACCACUCCGCAGGCGGUUGCAGUGGACGACGUUCUGCGAGAGGUGACGUUUUGUAGGAAAACAGGAAUUCCCAUAAUCGGCAUCGUGGAAAACAUGAGUGGCUUCGUUUGUCCCUCAUGCACAGAAUGCACCAACAUAUUCUCUUCGGGAGGAGGGAUAGUCCUCUCCGAGAUGGUGAAGGUUCCGUUUCUAGCAAAAGUACCCAUAGACCCACAAAUUGGUAAAUUAGCAGACAAGGGACAAAGCGUCCUCGUAACGUUGCCCGACAGUCAAGUCGCACAAGUAUUCAGGAAACUAGUCGAACAGCUCACCAAGAGCAAGGAAGCUUAAGAAUUGAUCUUUUCUGGCACAGUGUGUGUGUGUGGUUUCCAGUAAUGCACCCGUAUAAUACACGUACUCAUGAUACACGCAAGUAUCGAAGAUACUGUUUUUAUACUACAGUGUGUACAGUUGUAAGAACAAUUAAAGAAUCACAUUAUUUUGUCACUUAUA
Ooceraea biroi (clonal raider ant) is the source of this 1247-nucleotide messenger RNA. RefSeq names its product NUBP iron-sulfur cluster assembly factor 2 (gene Nubp2). Gene Ontology annotation, cellular component: cytosol. The record is from RefSeq and is a predicted model, not a curated record. Gene Ontology annotation, molecular function: ATP-dependent FeS chaperone activity; ATP binding; 4 iron, 4 sulfur cluster binding. Gene Ontology annotation, biological process: iron-sulfur cluster assembly. NCBI's taxonomy places the organism in Eukaryota, Metazoa, Arthropoda, Insecta, Hymenoptera, Formicidae.